AUGAACUUGCAAAGGGCCGAGUGUCCACUCUCCCAGCGGCCGCAGCACAACCCCCGGGGCUCAGACGGGGAAGAUGAACCUCUGGACCUCCUGCCGGAGGAGGAAGAGGAAGAGGAGGAGGAGGAGGAAGAGCGGUACCUUCGGCGGCCCCAGUCCGGCCAGCGCGGGUCUCUAGCGAUCAGUAAUAGCAGCCGCAGCAGCAGCAGCAACGCCCCGUCGGGGACCGGGGACUGCGCGAGCAACGGGCGUAGUAGCAUCCCGUCCCGGGACGUCCCGGCCGAGCUCGGAGAAGGGGGUGCGCCUUUGGCACCGGCGAAGCCGCCCUACUCGUACAUCGCACUCAUCACCAUGGCCAUCCUGCAGAGUCCACACAAGCGGCUCACGCUGAGCGGUAUCUGCGCUUUCAUCAGCGGCCGCUUUCCCUACUACCGCCGCAAGUUCCCUGCUUGGCAGAACAGCAUCCGCCACAACCUGUCGCUCAACGAUUGCUUCGUCAAGAUCCCCCGGGAGCCAGGGCACCCCGGCAAGGGCAACUACUGGAGCCUGGACCCGGCCUCCCAGGACAUGUUCGACAACGGCAGCUUCCUGCGCCGGAGAAAACGCUUCAAGCGCCCGGGCCCUGGCUCUCCUCUGUGCGCGCCCCUGCACCCUCCAGGGCCCGCGGGACUACUGCUGUGCCCCGCUGCCGCCCCGCCCGUCCCUGUUCGGCUCCGUCCCGGCCCACUGCUGCAGCCACACCCGCUGCGCUACGUCGUGUUGCCGGCCCCUGCCCGUCCUGCGAUGCCACCGAGAAAAGGGAGUGCCACGCAGCCUCUGCCCUGUGCUCCGGGCCGGGAAGUUCAGGUACCAGCGCCCCGUCGCGGGGUCAAGGGAGCCUCGUUCAGUAUCGACAGCAUCAUGCAGGAAGCCCGGGGAGGAGGCGCGGUGGGGACCCCAACGGCCCCAUGGAGUCACUGCCACCUGUGGCACGCUCCGCCCGUAGCCGCCUCCCCGUGGCUGCAAGUGUCCGCGGCCGCUCGGACGCUAUUGCAACAGCAGCCAGAUGCUGCGAUCGGCAGCUUCCCCGACAAGGGAGCACUCCUCGGCCGGCCCUUGGCCGCAGCGCCUCUGGGGUGCCCACCUAGGGCAGUCGGCACUGGGCUGCUUUCGCUGGCUGCUCCCACGGGCCGGGAGGCGAGUGAGCCCACAUUCUGA
Molecule: messenger RNA, 1194 nt
Organism: Gracilinanus agilis (Agile Gracile Mouse Opossum)
Lineage: Eukaryota; Metazoa; Chordata; Mammalia; Didelphimorphia; Didelphidae
Product: forkhead box protein D4-like
Exons: 1
Coding region: 1-1194 (397 amino acids)
Biological process (GO): cell differentiation; regulation of transcription by RNA polymerase II; anatomical structure morphogenesis
Molecular function (GO): RNA polymerase II cis-regulatory region sequence-specific DNA binding; DNA-binding transcription factor activity, RNA polymerase II-specific
Source: RefSeq, a predicted model, not a curated record